AUCAGUAGUCGCUUGAGCGCGGCGGUAGCUGCCUGUCAGAUAGUGGCGAGAGACGCAGAGAGAGAGAGAGCACCUAACCUGGUCGCUACGUCUUUCUGAAUCAAACCCUCACUCACUCGGCGCCUCUUUAAAGGCAUUUCACCGCUCCAACGGCCGUGUAGCUGCCGGGCGGACCUGUGUUUUCAAACACCAGAUCUAACACGAAAUAACCGUUAACGUUUUCGGUUCAGAAUAAGGGAGAAGAAGCGAGAGACAGACAGGGGAGAGACAUGGCUACGACAACCUGUACGCGAUUCACAGACGAGUAUCAGCUUUACGAGGAGCUGGGGAAGGGAGCCUUUUCAGUGGUGCGCAGAUGUGUUAAGCUGUGUACAGGACAGGAGUACGCCGCCAAAAUAAUCAAUACCAAAAAGUUAUCUGCAAGAGAUCACCAAAAGCUGGAGCGAGAGGCUCGGAUUUGUCGCCUUUUGAAACACCCCAACAUUGUUCGUCUUCAUGACAGUAUAUCAGAGGAGGGCUUCCACUACCUCCUGUUUGACUUGGUGACCGGAGGUGAGCUGUUUGAAGACAUCGUAGCCAGAGAGUAUUACAGCGAGGCGGACGCCAGUCAUUGCAUCCAGCAGAUCCUGGAGGCGGUGCUUCACUGCCAUCAAAUGGGCGUGGUGCACCGGGACCUGAAGCCAGAGAACCUGCUCCUGGCAAGCAAAUGUAAGAAUGCCGCAGUGAAGCUGGCCGACUUUGGCCUGGCCAUCGAGGUGCAGGGCGAUCAGCAGGCCUGGUUUGGAUUUGCUGGCACACCGGGGUACCUGUCCCCUGAGGUAUUGAGGAAGGAGGCAUAUGGCAAACCUGUGGACAUCUGGGCCUGUGGGGUGAUUCUCUACAUCCUGCUGGUGGGUUACCCUCCUUUCUGGGACGAGGACCAGCACAAACUGUACCAGCAGAUCAAGGCUGGGGCUUAUGAUUUCCCUUCUCCAGAGUGGGACACAGUGACCCCUGAGGCUAAAAACCUGAUCAACCAGAUGCUGACCAUCAACCCAGCCAAGAGGAUCACUGCUCAGGAGGCCCUCAAACACCCAUGGGUCUGCCAACGGUCCACAGUGGCGUCUAUGAUGCACAGACAGGAGACUGUGGAGUGCCUGAAGAAAUUCAAUGCCAGAAGGAAACUUAAGGGGGCCAUUCUCACCACCAUGCUGGUCUCUCGAAAUUUCUCUGCAGCUAAGACCUUGCUCAACAAAAAGGCAGAUGUCAAGAAACGCAAGUCCAGCUCUACUGUCCAGUACAUGCCCCAGACAAACAGCACCAAAAACAGCAUAGUCACCAGCCCCAAAGGAAACAUCCCUUCACCUGCUCUGGAACCUCAGACAACCGUCAUCCAUAAUCCGGUGGACAGGACUAAGGAAUCAUCGGACAGCAGCAACACCACCGUGGAGGAUGAGGACGUGAAAGGGAAGAGCUUAGACAACAGCUCGUUUAAGGCCCAGUCCAGUACGAGCUCCCAGCCUGAUAGCUCUCAGGGCUCCGCAGCUGCCGUGCACUCUGCCGCAAAGUUCGCUGACCUGCUGGGCUCAGUGCGUAGGGCCUCAGUGCCCACACCUGACGGGGAAGGGAGAUCCGGCACUCCACCUCCAGCAGCCCUCUCCGCCCCCUCCCCUCCACACACCCCCAUGCAGAUGUCUCGGCUCACAGACCUGGUAAGCAGCGUUCGCAGGGUGUCGGCGGCCGCUGCGCCCGAGGCCGACGCUGCACCGGUACCUAGCGCCAGGCCCGCGCCUCAGCCUGCACACACCACCUCCCCACCUCCCCCUCACCCCUCCUCCAGCCUUUCCCUGUCUUCUUCCCAGACACGCAAACAAGAAAUUAUCAAGAUCACUGAGCAGCUGAUAGAAGCAAUCAACAACGGAGACUUUGAGGCAUACGCUAAGAUCUGCGAUCCUGGAUUGACCUCCUUUGAGCCGGAGGCGCUCGGCAACCUGGUGGAGGGAAUGGAUUUCCACAGAUUCUACUUUGAGAACCUUUUGGCCAAGAACAGCAAGCCCAUCCACACCACCAUCCUGAACCCACACGUCCACCUGAUCGGCGAGGACGCAGCCUGCAUCGCUUACAUCCGCCUGACUCAGUAUGUUGACGGCCAGGGUCGGCCGCGGUCCAGCCAGUCAGAGGAAACUCGCGUCUGGCAUCGCAGAGACACCAAGUGGCAGAACAUCCACUUCCACUGCUCAGGCGCACCAGCUGCGCCACUCCAGUGAGGGUUGAAUGCCAUAGCUUUGUCUGUCAGGAGUGCUCUGCUGGAGAGAGAGAGGAAGAAGAGGAGGAGGAGGAGGAAGGGAUGAAAGAACAAAUCCAGUGUCAGUUUGGGGGACACUUCAACAACAAACCCUCCCUCACUGGGCACCCGGCCUCAACCCCCAGCAUGCAUCGCUUCUUUUACUACUACUGCCCCCCUCUGUCUGUCACCUGCCCUACAACACCUACCGACAACCGUCAAACAACAGCAACAACCGCACAUCCAACGGCUCCUUCACCCCCCCCCCCACCCCACCCCCCUCCGCCCUCGACUUCCUCUUCUUCCCUCUGGCACACUGGGUGAUUGGCAGGAGUGUAGGGGGGGGCGGGGGGGUUGUUUUCAGCACUCGGUGUGAUUCCUUCUUCCUGUGGUCUCUUCCCCAUCCCCACAAUUUUUGUGACACCAACCCUCUUGUCCUCCUGUGAAUCCACACUUGUGUGACAUAAACACUGCACUGGAAAUACAGUAUGUAAAGUUUUAAGUAAAAUCUAUUAUCAUUACUAUAUUAAUAUUAUUAUUAUUAUUAUUAUUAUUAUUAUUACACAUUUUCAAUUGUAUAUGUAAUUUGUAUAAUUCUAAAUUCUUGAUGCCAGUGGUUUCCAGAGUUGAAGGAAAUCUUUUUUUUUGUUUGUUUGUUUGUUUGUUAGUUUUUCUCUAUCUUUUUAAGGAAGCAUGUUUUUUUUCCCCCAUAUUAACAGUGGCUGUUUUUUAUUGUGGCUAUUAAGUGGAAAAUGAUAUUGGCAGUUUUUGUAAUUUGCUUCACUGUAUGUUAGCUAUAAUACUGCGCCUAAACUCAUGGUCAACAUGUUUUUGUUUGUUUGUUUGUUUGUUUUGUUUUCCCCCUUUUUCUGUCUUUUUUUUUUUUUUUUUUUUGAAGGGGUGUGUGAAUAGUGUGCGCUAGUCCAAACACAAUGGCUCUGUUGUUUUUCCCUUGUUGCAACAUGAACAGCUGGAGAAGGAGUCAGCUAAGCCCUGUGUCCUCCUGCGUCAACAUUUGAAACGUACAACAAAACAAACAACAUGCAAUAGGAGUUUUAUCACGAAUUUAUUUUUGCCCAUCUUCACGUAUUUCCCCUGAAGUCCAGCACCCUGAACGGUGAGGUCAAAAAAAAUACAGCAGCAUCGCGCAUACGAAGAAGAAAAACAUAUAGCUUUUUAGUGUUGGCUUAUUAUAACAGAAUACUUAAUGUUGGAGUAACUUUUUUCUGUUAAUACAACAUAUACUGACUUAUAUUUUUAACUAGAAACUUCCUAUUAUAUCCCCUUAUCCCAUUUUGACAAAAUAAGUUGGUAUGUUGUAAAGAAUUAUUCAUAUGUUCUGUGUAACAUAUGUGACAUAACAAGAAAAAGUUCCAGUCAAAGCCUAAAGAGGAGUAGAGAGUAGCCGAUACUGGAGAAACUGAAAGUAAUACGUUUUAAGGAGUUAAUACAUUUUUAAGCUCACACUAUUGUACAUAAAAGUAUACACUGAGAACAAUUUUUAAACACCUUUUAAAUGAGGUGGAGGAGCAUGAAAGGCCUGCAUGGAUACACAUCCCAGUCCUGGAUUAAAGUAUAUUUGAAGGGUUAUUUGAAGUCCUGGUCUGAUGUUUAACCAAAGAAACCUCAACAGGUUUAACUGGGCACUGAAAAAUGAAAGAUCAAAAUAUUGUUUUACUGUAAAUUCUUGCUAUGAUUAAAUUAUUAGGUAUGUCAUAAUAACAAGUGAAGUAAGUCAUACUGUAACAUCACAGUAUCUCGUUACAGACUUUUAUAAUGAAACUGAGCUCAGCUUUUUAGUAGCAGCCCUCACUUUCCUUUGACGCCACACUUUUACCUUCAGUGAAGAUUUCUCAGAAAUCUAAUAAUAAUAAUAAUAAUAAACUUUAUUUGUAUAGCACCUUUCAUAUAAGAAAUACAGCACAAAGUUCUUUACAAUAAAGAAAUUACACGCUCCAAGUGCAUCACAUGAAAAAAGACAUAAAAUGAACAUAAAAACAUGCUAAAAAAACAUUAACGUAACAUAAGAUGGAAAGUAAAACC
Messenger RNA from Thunnus maccoyii (southern bluefin tuna), 4306 nucleotides. It is a transcript of the gene camk2b1, whose product is annotated as calcium/calmodulin-dependent protein kinase (CaM kinase) II beta 1. Gene Ontology annotation, molecular function: calcium/calmodulin-dependent protein kinase activity; ATP binding; calmodulin binding. The record is from RefSeq and is a predicted model, not a curated record. NCBI's taxonomy places the organism in Eukaryota, Metazoa, Chordata, Actinopteri, Scombriformes, Scombridae. Gene Ontology annotation, cellular component: neuron projection; cytoplasm. Gene Ontology annotation, biological process: protein phosphorylation. The coding region runs from base 270 to 2246 and encodes 658 amino acids. The transcript has 24 exons.